This is a messenger RNA of Opisthocomus hoazin, 900 nucleotides long. RefSeq names its product olfactory receptor 51G2. Gene Ontology annotation, biological process: G protein-coupled receptor signaling pathway. Lineage: Eukaryota; Metazoa; Chordata; Aves; Opisthocomiformes; Opisthocomidae. Gene Ontology annotation, molecular function: olfactory receptor activity; G protein-coupled receptor activity. Gene Ontology annotation, cellular component: plasma membrane. The record is from RefSeq and is a predicted model, not a curated record.
AUGUCUGCAGAAGAGGGUCACGGGAGUAAUGAGGGGUUGCAAAGAAUCCACAUCUGGCUUUUCAUCCCUUGCUGUCUGAUGUACCUCAUCGCGAUGCUGGGAAAUGGCACCAUCCUGCUCAUCGUGAGCGCGAAUCGCAGGCUCCACCAGCCCAUGUACUACUUCAUUGCGAUGCUGGCCACCACAGACCUGGGCUUGACUUUGUCCACCCUGCCCACGGUGCUGCCUGUGUUUUGGUUCGGCACUGGGGAGAUCAGCUUCCCGGUCUGCCUCACGCAGAUGUUCUGCAUCCAUGCCUUCUCCUUUGUGGAGUCCUCGGUGUUUCUGGCUAUGGUCUUUGAUCACUACAUGGCCAUCUGCUACCCUCUGAGGUACUCCUCCAUCCUCACCAGUGCCAGGAUUGCAAAGAUUGGGCUGGGGAUGGUCUGCCGCUCUCUGACACUGCUCCCACUCAUCUGCCUGCUCACGCGGCUGCCGUUCUGCAGAUCCCACAAGCUGUCCCACUCCUAUUGUCUGCACCAGGACAUAAUACGGCUGGCGUGCACAGACUACACCCUGAACAGCCUGUACGGCCUAACCCUGGUGCUGUUCGUGACCCUAGACGCAGUGCUCAUCACCUUGUCCUACACCAUGAUCAUUAAGGCCGUGCUGGGCAUCACCUCCAGAGCACAGCAGACCAAAGCCUUGAACACUUGUGUUUCUCACUUCUGCGCUGUCGUCAUCUUCUACGUUCCCUUGGUCGGCCUAUCCAUUAUACACAGAUACGGGAAGAAUGCUGCACCCUUCAGCAAUGUUCUCGUGGCCAACGUCUACCUUUUUGUCCCUCCUGCUUUGAACUCCAUCGUCUACAGCAUGAAAAACAAGCCCAUUCGCAAAGCCUUCCUCAGGCUCCUGUGUUAA